This is a messenger RNA of Ornithorhynchus anatinus (platypus), 4589 nucleotides long. It is a transcript of the gene IGSF9B, whose product is annotated as immunoglobulin superfamily member 9B. The coding region runs from base 154 to 4533 and encodes 1459 amino acids. Gene Ontology annotation, molecular function: protein binding. The transcript is spliced from 21 exons. Gene Ontology annotation, biological process: cell-cell adhesion. Lineage: Eukaryota; Metazoa; Chordata; Mammalia; Monotremata; Ornithorhynchidae. The record is from RefSeq and is a predicted model, not a curated record.
GCGGGCAGCGGGAGGAGAGGACCGGGGCAUGAAGAAGAGCGACGGUGGGGGACCCCCUCGCCCGGCCCCGGCGCUGGAGCAUGAGAAGACAUCCGCCAGAAGAAGAGCCCCUUUGAGAUAGAAUGAAGGUCCUGACUGGCGGGCGGUAGUACUAUGAUUUGGUAUGUGGCCACUUUGAUAGCAAGUGUGAUCAGCACCCGAGGUCUCGCAGCUCAAGGUGCUCUUGGUUUGCGGGAGGAGCCGGAGUUUGUGACCGGGCGGGCCGGCGAGAGCGUCAUCCUGCGAUGUGACGUGAUCCAUCCGGUCACGGGCCAGCCGCCCCCCUAUGUGGUCGAGUGGUUCAAGUUCGGGGUGCCCAUCCCCAUCUUCAUCAAGUUUGGCUACUAUCCCCCCCACGUGGAUCCCGAGUAUGCAGGCCGAGCCAGUCUGCAUGACAAGGCGUCCCUGCGCCUGGAUCAGGUGCGCUCCGAGGACCAGGGCUGGUACGAGUGCAAAGUCCUCAUGCUGGACCAGCAGUAUGACACCUUCCACAAUGGCAGCUGGGUGCACCUCACCAUCAAUGCGCCCCCCACCUUCACAGAAACACCCCCCCAAUACGUCGAGGCCAAGGAGGGCAGCAGCAUCACCCUGACCUGUACAGCCUUCGGGAACCCCAAGCCAAUUGUCACGUGGCUCAAGGAAGGAGCACUCCUUGGGGCCAGUGGGAAAUACCAGGUGAGCGACGGGAGCCUGACGGUAACAUCUGUAAGCCGGGAUGACAGGGGCGCCUACACCUGCCGGGCCUACAGCAUCCAGGGAGAGGCAGUCCACACCACCCACCUGCUUGUCCAAGGGCCCCCCUUCAUUGUUUCCCCUCCUGAGAACAUCACCGUCAACAUAUCCCAGGAUGCCCUGCUCACCUGCCGAGCCGAGGCGUAUCCGGGCAACCUGACCUACACCUGGUACUGGCAGGAUGAGAAUGUCUACUUCCAGAAUGACCUGAAGCUGCGGGUGCGGAUCCUGAUCGAUGGGACCUUGAUCAUCUUCCGAGUCAAACCAGAGGAUGCUGGGAAAUAUACCUGUGUCCCGAGUAAUAGCCUGGGCCGCUCCCCAUCAGCCUCCGCAUACCUGACUGUGCAAUACCCGGCCCGCGUCCUCAACAUGCCACCCAUCAUCUACGUGCCGGUGGGCAUCCACGGCUACAUCCGCUGCCCAGUGGACGCAGAGCCGCCUGCUACCCUGGUCAAGUGGAACAAAGAUGGCCGCCCCCUGCAGAUUGAAAAGUACUUGGGUUGGACCCUGAUGGAGGAUGGCUCCAUCCGCAUCGAGGAGGCCACGGAGGAAGCUCUCGGCACUUAUACCUGUGUGCCUUACAACACCUUGGGGACCAUGGGCCAGUCCGCCCCCGCCCGGCUGGUCCUGAAGGACCCACCCUAUUUCACGGUGCUACCAGGCUGGGAGUACAGGCAGGAAGCUGGCAGGGAGAUUCUUAUCCCCUGUGCCGCUGCAGGAGACCCCUUCCCCGUCAUCACCUGGAGAAAGGUAGGGAAGCCUAGCAGAAGCAAGCACAAUACCCUGCCCAGCGGCAGCCUCCAGUUCCGUGCGCUCAGCAAGGACGAUCAUGGCGAAUGGGAGUGCGUGGCCACAAACGUGGUUACCAGCAUCACUGCCGGCACCCACCUCACUGUCAUCGGCACAAGUCCCCACGCGCCCGGCAGUGUCCGGGUCCUGGUCUCCAUGACAACGGCCAACGUGUCCUGGGAGCCUGGCUAUGACGGCGGAUAUGAGCAGACAUUCUCAGUUUGGCUGAAGAGGGCACAGUUUGGACCCCAUGAUUGGCUGUCACUGCCCGUGCCCUCCGGACCCAGCUGGCUGCUGGUGGACACACUGGAACCAGAGACGGCGUAUCAGUUCAGCGUCCUGGCCCAGAACAAGCUGGGCACCAGCUCUUUCAGUGAAGUGGUCACUGUGAAUACACUAGCAUUCCCGAUCACAACUCCAGAACCCCUGGUGCUGGUUACCCCACCGAGGUGCCUCACAGCCAACCGCACCCAGCAGGGUGUCCUGUUGGCGUGGCUUCCGCCGGCCAAUCACAGUUUUCCUAUCGACCGUUACAUCAUGGAGUUCCGGAUCGGGGAACACUGGGAGAUCCUGGACGAUGCCAUCUUGGGGACUGACAGCGACUUCUUUGCUAAGGACCUGUCUCAGGAUACCUGGUACGAGUUCCGUGUUCUGGCGGUCAUGCAGGACCUGGUCAGCGAACCCAGCAACAUCGCCGGGGUGUCCAGCACAGACAUCUUCCCGCAACCCGACCUGACGGAAGACGGACUAGCCCGCCCUGUGUUGGCCGGAAUUGUGGCCACCAUCUGCUUCCUGGCGGCUGCCAUCCUCUUCAGCACCCUGGCCGCCUGCUUCGUCAAUAAGCAGCGCAAGCGCAAGCUGAAACGCAAAAAAGACCCUCCGCUGUCCAUCACCCACUGCCGGAAGAGCCUGGAGUCCCCGUUGUCCUCCGGGAAGGCGAGCCCCGAGAGCGUCCGCACCCUACGCGCACCCUCCGAGUCCUCCGACGACCAGAGCUGCCCCCCAGGCAAGCCCGUGCUGAGCCCCGGCAAGGAGAAGGAGCUGUCGCUGUACAAGAAGACGAAGCGCGCCAUCAGCAGCAAGAAGUAUAGCGUGGCCAGGGCCGAGGCGGAGGCCGAAGCCACCACCCCCAUCGAGCUCAUCAGCCGCGGGCCUGACGGUCGCUUCGUCAUGGAGGCCGCAGGCAUGGAGCCGGCCCUGAAACCGAGGCGCAUCGAGGGCUUCCCCUUCGCCCAGGAGACGGACCGCUACCCCGACUUCCGCCAGUCAGACGAGGAGCCCGACGACCCGCUGGUGCCCGCCUCAGUGGCGGGACUGAGGGGCCAGUUGACCCCGCUGUCCUCCAGCCGGGAGUCUUCCUACCUGCAGCCUCCGGCCUACAGCCCGCGUUUCCAGCCCCGGGCAGCGGAGGGUCGGCUGCCGGCAGCCGCCCCGGGCCCGGGCCCGGGCCCGGCCUCGGCCUCGACCCGGGCCUUCCACACCGCCCACUUCUACCCUGGCUACCUGCUGAGCAGCAGCAGCAGCCCUGGGGAGAUCGAGCUGGACCCGCCGCCACCGCCACCGUCGCUGCCACCGCCCUUCUACCUGCCUGAGGCGGGGAGCCCCCUGAGCUCGGCCCUGUCCUCGCCGGCCCUGCCCACUGAGGGCCCCUUCGGCCAUGCCACCAUCCCCGAGGAAGAUGGCGAGAGCGCGUCCAGCAGCCCCCUGCCCCUGACGCAGACGCCCACCGGCGGCCGCUCGCCGGAGCCCUGGGCCCGGGCCGGUUUCGCACUCGGAGGCCUGGAGGCCCCCGCCCUCAUGUUACGGCACCAGCUGACCCCCGGGGGCGGGCCCGGGGACCCUGCCGCCGACGGCCAGCCCUGCCUUGCCCGCGGAGGCCCGCCGCCGCCGCCGCCGCCCUCCUCCCUCCACGUGCCCACCGCCUACCCGGGCAUCCUGGCCCUGGAGGCCCCCAAGAGCUGGGCGGGCCGGUCCCCCGGCCGGGGUUCGGUGACCACCGCCGCAGCCGCGGCCCGGUGGCCGGACAGAUCCCCGGGCGGCCACGGGCAGCUGAGACAUACCAGCCAGGGUAUGGGCAUUCCGGUGUUGCCUUAUUCUGAGCGGGCCGAGCCCGGCGGGCACGGCGGCGCGGGCGGCGCGCUGGGCCUGGACACCCGGUGGUUCGAGCCGCGGCCCCGGCCCAGCCCCCGCCCGGCCCGCCGGGCCGAGCCCAGCUUCCACCAGGUGGUCCUCCAGCCCGCACGCCUCUCGCCACUGACCCAGAGCCCGCUGGGCUCCCGCGGCGGCUCGCCCGAGCUGGCCGUCCGGGCCCGGCCGCGCCCGGGCCUCCUGCAGCAGCACGACGGGGCCGAGAUCGCCCUGCAGCCGCCGGCCGCCGGCAGCUUCUCCCGCAAGUCCAGCCCGUCCACCGGCUCCCCGGCCCCCAGCAGCCGAGGCGGCAGCCCCGGCUACCGGCCCACCAUGGCCUUCACCACCCUGGCCACGGGCUACCCCUCCCCGCCGCCCGGGCCGCCGGGAGCGCCGGGGCCCUCGGGGCCCGCCGACCGGCUGGACGUCUUCGGGCCGGCCCCCGCCGCCCCGCGGAGGAUGGCCGAGGAGCUCUUCCGUCCGGACCCGCCCCCCACGCCGCCAUCUGCUUCAGGAACAUGUCCAUCUGCAUCCGGGAAUGCUGCUGCACCUGAGAGGCUCGAAGCUCUGAAAUACCAACGGAUAAAGAAGCCCAAAAAGUCAACCAAGGGCUCUUCGAAAUCUAAAAGACGAUCCGACGGUUCUGCCUCCCAAGUUCAGCAACUUCCCAACUCUCAGGUCCUGUGGCCCGACGAAGCUGUCUGCCUCCGCAAGAAGAAGCGACAGCCUCGUCCAGACCCCUUCGCCCGCUUCUCGGAUCUGUGCCACCGCCAGGUCCCUGAGGACCAGACGGCCAUCCUCAACAGCGUAGACCAUGAUGACUCAGGCCAUGCCACCUUGCUGUAACUUAGUGACGACGGGAAAGGUUCUGUCCAGGAGAAAGGAGUGGAGAGAAGGAGAGA